Molecule: messenger RNA, 1198 nt
Organism: Glycine soja
Lineage: Eukaryota; Viridiplantae; Streptophyta; Magnoliopsida; Fabales; Fabaceae
Product: peroxidase 64
Exons: 4
Coding region: 45-995 (316 amino acids)
Biological process (GO): hydrogen peroxide catabolic process; response to oxidative stress
Cellular component (GO): plant-type cell wall; plasmodesma
Molecular function (GO): peroxidase activity; heme binding
Source: RefSeq, a predicted model, not a curated record
UUUCUCACAAGUCAUAAACAAAGUUUGUAUUUGUGAAUAGAAAUAUGGCAACUAUUGCUACAGUUAUGCUUAUAACUAUGUCCCUGGCUUCUCUUGUGAGUGCACUAAAUGUAAAUUACUAUGAAAAUGCGUGCCCCCAUAAUGUAGAUUCCAUUGUAGCUGCUGCUGUUCACAAAGCAACCAUGAAUGACAAAACUGUCCCAGCUGCUCUUCUUCGGAUGCAUUUUCAUGAUUGCUUCAUAAGGGGUUGUGAUGCCUCUGUUCUUCUCGAAUCAAAAGGUAAGAAAAAAGCAGAAAAGGAUGGACCUCCUAACAUUUCUUUACAUGCAUUCUAUGUCAUUGACAACGCUAAGAAAGCAGUGGAAGCCGUUUGCCCCGGGGUAGUAUCUUGUGCUGAUAUUUUGGCUCUUGCUGCUAGGGAUGCUGUUGCUCUGUCGGGAGGACCCACUUGGGAUGUGCCAAAAGGAAGAAAGGAUGGAAGGAUAUCAAAGGCCACAGAAACCAGACAAUUGCCGGCUCCCACCUUCAACAUCUCCCAAUUACAACAAAGCUUCUCCCAAAGAGGCCUUUCCUUGGAAGAUCUUGUAGCCCUCUCAGGAGGUCACACCCUGGGGUUUGCUCAUUGUUCAUCUUUCCAAAACAGAAUCCAUAAGUUCAGCCAGAAACUAGAGAUUGACCCAUCUCUGAACCCUUCAUUCGCAAGAAGCCUCCGAGGCAUAUGCCCCUCUCACAACAAGGUUAAAAAUGCAGGAAGCUCAUUGGAUUCUAGUUCCACCUUGUUUGACAAUGCUUAUUACAAGCUACUCCUCCAAGGAAAGAGCUUAUUCUCCUCUGAUCAAGCUCUGCUCACUCAUCCCACCACUAAAGCUUUGGUUUCCAACUUUGCUGAUUCGCAAGAGGAAUUUGAAAGGGCCUUCGUCAAGUCCAUGAUCAAGAUGAGCAGCAUCACCAACGGUGGACAAGAAAUCAGGCUCAAUUGUAAACUCGUUAGAUGAUUGAUUCGCAUGUAUAAGAAUGUAUGCAUGUUUUUUAGUCAAAUGUGUUGUCGCGAUUAAUGGAUUGAGGAAAACAAAGGGUACUCCCUCCUUUCUAUAUUUUCCACCCCAUGCAUUCUUAAACAUUAAUGAAGGAUUCAUUCACUUGUUAUUACUUGUAACUUUCAAAUUGUAACCAUUUUCUCUUCCAGCAUUUCUAGCAA